UUUCCGCUUUCUUUAUAAGCCUGAGAAGAUGGAACAGUGGAUCAAAGACAAAUAAAUUGGCGUUGUAAGCGCAUCUUAGAAUCGCGGUUAGCAGUGAUUGAAAAAAAAAUAAUUAAAAAAUUCGGAAAAAUAUGAAUUUUCGAAAAGACCUCGAUGCGCUUUUCAUUCUCAUCGUUCUCGUAAGCUUCCUCGGCAACGUUGCUUAUUCUUAUGCGAGAAGAACACGCUCCAGGGGAGGCGGGCACAAUAACUCGGACCCUGGAGAACCACUUUACCUCACGCACCUUUUGGAGGCUGGCCAGGUCGACUCCGCGAGGAGGCAAGCCGAAGUGGAUCGUCGAUUGAUGCUCAACGUCAAAAGCUACGCUGGCUACUUCACCGUUAAUAAGACCUUCAAUUCGAACUUGUUCUUCUGGUAUUUCCCGGCUAAGGAUAAUUCAGCGAGUGCUCCGGUGGUGUUGUUCCUCGAGGGCGGUCCCGGAGUGACGUCGAUGUUCAGUUUGUUCGAGCAAAAUGGUCCUUUCUCGGUGGAAACGGGUGAGAGGUUGGUGAGCCGUCGAGAGUCUUGGACGAACAAGCACAACGUGAUUUACAUCGACAACCCGGUCGGUUCGGGGUACAGUUUCACGGAGGACGAGGCAGCAUUGCCGACGACGCAGAUCCAGAUAGGAGAGGAGCUGCGAAUCGCGAUGGUUCAAUUUUUCCAGCUGUUUCCUGCGCUCCGUUCCAACGAUUUUUUCGUAACCGGCGAGUCGUACGCCGGUAAAUUCGUACCAGCGGCCACCUACGCGAUCCAUUUGUACAACGGGGAUGCGGAGAAGGAGAAAAAGAUUAAUUUGAAGGGAAUGGCGAUCGCGAACGGUUACACGGACCCGGUAAACCAGCUAAUCUACGGGGAUUAUCUCUACGAGAUUGGCCUCAUCGACGCGAACGGCAGGAAGCAAUUCCUGGAGCUCGAGAAGCAAGGCAGGGACCUGAUCCUCCAGCAUCAACACGCCGCGGCGUACGACGUCGUCGCAAAACUGGUCGAAGGCGAGGGCUCUCUUUUCAAGAAUUUAACCGGGUAUAACGCCGCGUUCAACAUCCUCGAGAUCAACGACCCGGUGAGGCUCGAAGCCGCCUUCGGCUGGGUCGAACGUCCCGAGAUACGUCGCGCUCUCCACGUCGGCAACAAUUCUUUCGUACCUUUUGCCGAAAAAGUAUCGAACCGCCUUAAGAACGACGUUACCCAGUCCCAGGCUGACCUCGUCGCUGCUCUCCUCGAGCACUAUCGAGUCCUCAUCUACACCGGCCAUCUCGACGUCGUUUGCUGUUACUCCUCGGUCCAAAAUUACCUUCAAAAAUUGUCAUGGUCCGGAGCCGAGGAAUUCAAAACCGCUAAGAGGGAAUUCUGGCGUGUCACCGACGGCGAUCUCGCCGGUUACAUAAAAAAAGCCGGCAACCUUCGCGAAGUCCUCGUCAGGGAAGCUGGACACUUGUCCUCUCGCGAUCAACCACAAUGGACUCUCGAACUCUUGGAAAAAUUCACUCACGGAUCUCUUUAGACUCGGAGCGCUGCGUAUCAAUGCUCCAUUCGAGCGAACCGUUUUUUUAUCUUUUACAAGGAUACUGAGAAAAAAUAAAUAAUCGAGCCUCAAAUCAAAA
Venturia canescens is the source of this 1644-nucleotide messenger RNA. RefSeq names its product venom serine carboxypeptidase-like. Bases 132 to 1544 code for a protein of 470 amino acids. The record is from RefSeq and is a predicted model, not a curated record. Gene Ontology annotation, biological process: proteolysis. Gene Ontology annotation, molecular function: serine-type carboxypeptidase activity. Lineage: Eukaryota; Metazoa; Arthropoda; Insecta; Hymenoptera; Ichneumonidae. The transcript has 2 exons.